Messenger RNA from Lachancea lanzarotensis, 960 nucleotides. It is a transcript of the gene TPC1, whose product is annotated as LALA0S03e06128g1_1. The transcript has a single exon. Gene Ontology annotation, molecular function: thiamine transmembrane transporter activity. NCBI's taxonomy places the organism in Eukaryota, Fungi, Ascomycota, Saccharomycetes, Saccharomycetales, Saccharomycetaceae. The record is from RefSeq and is a predicted model, not a curated record. Bases 1 to 960 code for a protein of 319 amino acids. Gene Ontology annotation, biological process: thiamine pyrophosphate transmembrane transport. Gene Ontology annotation, cellular component: mitochondrial inner membrane.
AUGACAGAAGAUUUUCUUCGAAAGGGCCAGGAGGUACCAUUGCAGUGGUCUUUACUAGCAGGAUGUGUAUCUGGACUAAGUGCACGAUUCGUCACUGCACCACUAGAUACUGUGAAAAUAAGACUUCAAUUACACCUCGUCAACGAAGCGUCUCAGGGAGGUAUUAUCUCUAUAGUACGCUCAAUUAUACGUGAAGAAGGGGUGCGUGCAUUAUGGAAGGGAAAUGUGCCCGCUGCUGCAAUGUAUCUGCUAUACGGUGCAACGGAAUUCGGCGCAUUUUCGACUUUAAACAAGACCUUAGCAGGUAACCAAUUGCCGGCUCAAAUUCAUACCUGUGUUGUUGGGGCUCUAGCUGGCUCUUGCAGUGCAGUAACGUCGUAUCCGUUCGAUGUCCUGCGAACCCGUUUUGUUGCUAACCACGACAAAAAGCUGGCCACAACGUUCGAAACCGCUCGCGAUAUCUGGGCUCAUGAAGGUCUGCGCGGGUUUUUCAAAGGUGUUUCUUCAUCAGUGGUGUCAAUGAGCAUUGCCUCUUCCGCCAUUUUUGCAACUUACGAAACGAUCAAGAUCUUUUGCGAGCAGAGCAAGCACAGAGACUCUGGUCCAGUCAAGUUUCUGGAGUCAUCCGCAAGUGUCAUAGCGGGGCUGCUAUCGAAAACGCUGGUUUUUCCUAUCGACACAGUGCGGAAGAGGCUACAAGUUGUCAAUUCCAAGAAUCUCGUAAAUUUAAGCCGACACAACCAUGCUUAUGACGCGUAUAAGGGUACCAACUUCACGCAGUUGGCGCAGAAAGUGGUACAGAAAGAAGGAUAUCGAGCUCUGUAUCGAGGAUUCACCUUAGGUGUAAUGAAAAGCGUGCCUAGCACGGUGGUUAGCAUUGGGGUCUACGAAUGGACAUUACAAAAUUUGGGAUCGAGGUUUAGAGCUCAAGCAGAUGACAAUGGUGCACGCCAAACAUGA